Trematosphaeria pertusa is the source of this 927-nucleotide messenger RNA. RefSeq lists its product as uncharacterized. Bases 269 to 802 code for a protein of 177 amino acids. The transcript has a single exon. Lineage: Eukaryota; Fungi; Ascomycota; Dothideomycetes; Pleosporales; Trematosphaeriaceae. The record is from RefSeq and is a predicted model, not a curated record.
GCGCACGACUUCUCUUGGAAUUCGACCACACUUCCCAUCAACAUCUUCACUCAUCUGUAAAUGGCCUUGUUAGCGCUAACGACAUGCGACGGAUGUGGCGGCAGUCGGUUGCGACGGUCUUUCUUCUUAGCAAUUGCGCCUGACAGGUGCCGGUCCGGAGCGGUCGUCGGUCUUGUCUUACUUCUGCUUGGCUUCUCCGGGCCAACUCGUGGCGAUCUCUUCCCCAUUUCCCUCGUGGCUGCCCGGACUCCCCAGCCUCCGACCUUCGAUGGCUGGCGCAUUUCCAAUAAUCACUCUGCGAAUGCUCCGUGCAGGCUCACACACCGAUCAAGCAGGCAUACUUCUCGUCUCCAAUAUCGAACGCAGCUGGGCGUGCUCGAUCAAGCAGUUCUUGCCCUCCCCGGAUCCUACCGGCUCGAGCUCAAUGUGCAAGGCACAGUUAGCGCCCGUCAUGAUAUACUCUAAAGUGCGACUGCUCGACGGCAUCAUGAAAGGGGUCUUGAUGCAACGCUAUCGCAGUUCGGCUUUCCCAGCCGGGUCAUGGCUAUCCUGUUUCGCCCUCGCCCCUUGUCUGUUUCGACUAAGCGCUUGGUGUUUGGGAGGGGUGGGCAAAGACCCCAUGAUCUCGCGUUUCGGUCGAUAUUCACGAGAUGGUGUUCUGCAGGGAUGCGAUCGACAAAGUGCAUACGGACAUUCGUUCCCCGCACUGGCCCGAGCGUUCCGCCACAACGUGUGCAGGUGUGGAUUGCACGCAAGCGGCAAGCCACCUCCAACAUUUGGCACCCGCUCUAUCUUGGUCUAGAUAUCUGUCAUCAAGGACGGCCAGCUGCUCAGGCGGGAUGGAGUACCAGACUGUGUCGCUAUUUGCGGGAAGCGCGUUCCGGCUGCUUCCGAACGGUGAACGUUACUACAUCAUAGCUGCGCAAU